AUGGGCAAGGACGAUCCCAAACCUAUCAAGACGGCUGAUACGUAUUUCUUUCAGUACUUCGUUGCUUUCUCAGCUUCCCUGUUAUCCUUUUCGGUGAAUGUUGCGUAUGGAUGGACAUCACCAACGCUUCCUCUAUUGAUGAAUCCUGAUAAAUCUCCAAUACCCAUAACUAGCGAUGAAGGGUCGUGGAUUGUUGCCAUUUAUGUUAUCGGAACAAUUGUAAUAACGAUACCCGUGGCUUAUUCGAUGGAAAAACUUGGUCGUAAAAUAACACUUUUGCUUGGAGCUGUUCCACUAGUCAUCGGAUGGAUAUUGAUUGGUGUUAGUCAGUCCGUUACGGUAAUUUAUAUUGCCCGAGUAUUAUGUGGAUUUACGCAUGGAUUAAGUUAUUCCGUGCUGCCGAUGUAUUUGGCCGAAAUUGCGUCGGAUAAAGUUAGGGGUUCAAUUACAAUCAUGUUGACGGUCAUGGCUAAAUUUGGUAUUUUAUGCUCGUAUGCUAUUGGAUCGUAUACAGAUUACCGAACAACGGCUUGGAUAGGUAUGGCACCUCCUAUUGUGUUCGUAAUAUUCUUCAUAUGGUUACCAGACUCUCCGUAUUUUCUGAUUGGAAAAAAUCGAGACAAAGAUGCUUUGAUAAGCUUAGAAAAGCUCAGAGGUCACAAAGAUGUCCAAAGUGAAUAUGAGAUGAUGCACAGUGCGGUUAGAAAGUCUGAAGAGAACAAAGGAACGUUCAAGGAAAUCAUGUCAUGGGACAAUUUGCAUGCUAUUGUCAUCAUUUUGGGUCUCGCAGCCGUACAACAGUUGUGCGGUAGUCAAGCUGUUAUAUCGUACGCACAAAUCAUUUUCGAUGAAGUCGGCAGUGACCUUGGAGGAGCUGAAAGUACGAUUGUCUUAGCUGUCGUUCAGUUGGCAGCAGCUGCCCUAUCUUCGGUCACCGUUGAUAAAUUUGGGCGGAAACCGUUGCUAAUGUUUUCGGUGUUGGCUCCAGCGAUUUGUAAUACAAUUGUCGGUGUCUACUUUUAUUUACGUGCCAAUGGUCAAGAUGUUAGCGGACUGGCAUGGCUUCCGAUGACAGCGAUAAUGAUAUUUAUUGUUGCAUACUCGCUUGGUCUUGCAUCUGUUGCGUUUGUUGUAUUAGGUGAAGUGUUCCCGAAAAAUUUGAGAGCAACAGCUGGUGCUGUUUUCACGAUAUUCGCUUCGGCCAUCGGUUUUGGUGUGGCGAAAAUGUUUCAAAUUGUCUCAGAUGACAUUGGAAUUUACGCUACGUUUUGGAUUUUCGCCGGAUUCAGCUAUCUGUUCGUUCCGUUCAUUUGGUUCGUUUUACCGGAAACCAAAGGGAAAUCGUUGGACACGAUCCUAGAAGAGCUGCGACCGAAAAAAAGGGCAACGAAAAUGAUUUAGAAUCUUAACAUUGUAGUGAAUCGAAAUAAAGUAAACUAGAAAACUGUAAC
Messenger RNA from Bradysia coprophila, 1451 nucleotides. Its product is annotated as facilitated trehalose transporter Tret1-like. Gene Ontology annotation, cellular component: membrane. The record is from RefSeq and is a predicted model, not a curated record. Gene Ontology annotation, molecular function: transmembrane transporter activity. Gene Ontology annotation, biological process: transmembrane transport. NCBI's taxonomy places the organism in Eukaryota, Metazoa, Arthropoda, Insecta, Diptera, Sciaridae.